GGCCCCUUCCUCCGCGCCCGGCGCCCUCGCCGCCUUGUGCUCGCUCGCCGCUCCGGAGCAGCGCCAGAUCCGCUCGCGCCGCCGCCCGCGCCACAUCCGGAUCGCGCGUCCCCUUCUUCCCCCGGGGUCCCCUGCAAACAGAAGCAAGCAGCCGCCGCCGCCGCCGCCCGCCCCGUCCAGGCUUUUGCAUCCGGGCCCAGCAGCAGCAGCCUCGCCGCCGCCUCCUCCUCCGUGCGCGCCUGCAUCCCUCCGCAUCGCCCUCCGCGGCCAUGAGCGGCUGGAACAGCUACAUCGACAACCUGAUGGCGGACGACACCUGCCAGGACGCGGCCAUCGUGGGCUACAAGGACGUGCCGUCUGUUUGGGCCGCCGCCCCGGGGAAGACCUUCGCCAACAUCACGGUGCGCCCCGGGGUUGCGGGGAGCCAGGGGGGUGUGGGGGGGCCCGGCCUGGCCGCCUAGGGAUUUGCACCGGGGGCGGGAAAGAGGAGGAAGGGAAGGGGUCCCCGCCUUCGAAGGCGCGCCCCGGGGCGCUUGGGUUCCUCCCGGGCGAAGUUGCGGGGGGCGCGCGGGGCCUCGACAAAGCCGCUGCAACGAGGCGCUACCUGGGCGACCCUCCCCCGACGGCGGGGUUGUGGGGGGGGUAAGAGAGAGGGAGGGAGGGGCUCUUUCUGCUCCCCCUCCCCCCGUGCGCCUUUGUGCAAAGCGCCUCCGCCACUUCCUCUUGCAAAGUCAGCCUGCAGGCCCGGGAAAGGGGGGGGCGUGGGGGAGGGGAGAGGCGCGCGCUGCUCGGCCCCCGCAAUCGCGGGCAUCCCCCCCUCUUCUUCCAUUCCCCCCCCUUGCAUCUUGCCCUCUCCCCGUUUUUUGGGGGGGGUGGGGAGAAGCGCGCCAGGCGGCCGCGGUUCCUGCUUUGGCGACCGCCACCGCGCCCUGCCCGCGCCCAGCCCGGGAGAGGAAAUGACUCAAAAGCCGGGGGGGAGGGGGGAGGAGAAGGAGGCAGGCCGCCCCUCCCCCGCAGCUGGCGGGGGAGGGGGCAACACCCCCCCAAAAAAGACACCCUCCGAGCGGGUACCCCUAAACCUCUCCGUGCGUAAUUUCUCAUCCAGGCCCAGAUUUGCGGGGUGGGGUGGGGGGGCGGGAUUUCACUCCCGGCUCCCUCGGCGUCGUGGAAACUUCGGCGGGAGCGGGGCCAACUUUUCCACUCCCCCCCCCCGCCAAGUUUGCAUGGCUUCCAAGCCGCUUCCCGAUCCCCGCGGGCCACACCCAGGCGCCCGGGGGCCACGGCCGCCACGUGCCUUUGUGCGCGGGGCGGAGGCUGAGCCCCGGCACCUCUCUUGUCCUUCUCUCUCUCUCUCUCUCUCUCUCUGUCCCCCCCCCCAAACCACUCCGCGAUUGCGCAAGGGCGUCUAGCCGGGGCUGACUCGUGGCCUGACCCGCCGCGCCCCACCCCGGCCCCCCCACUUUGGCAAAGGGGUCUGGAGAUCCCGGCCAAAAUCCUCUCCCGCGUUCCUUGUUCAGAUCCGGCACAAAAGCGGCUCCCCAGUCCCGGCAAAAAAAAGAAAAGACUCUCUGAGCUGAGUCUUGGGGGGGGGGCACGACCUCCCUCUGCACCGUAGGGCUGGCUUCUUCACCCCCCCCCCCCCGGAUGUGGGGCAAGCGCGCCUCCCUCUCUCUUUCUCUUUGCAAAACAGGAUACAGGUGGGGCUUUUGCGCCGCAAGAAGCUUGCAGGCCUUGGAGGGAGAGACUUUCAAGAGCGCAAGCAAACAUGCCCCCCCCGCACUUCUCUUCCCCCCCCCCCCCCUUGCGCAAAGGCCGGGCGGAAAAGAAGUUGCAAAGUUCUAGAAACUCUUUUUCUCCCCCCCCCCCUUUUCUCUGGGGCGCUUCCGGCGCACAGAGUGGAGCCCGGAGGGAACUUUUGCAAAAAAACAAAACCCCAAACCGCCCCGUCGGGGCAUCCAUCGCCUUGUUGGAUUUUUGGGUGCCCCCCCCUCUCCUUUCUUCUUCUUCCCUCCCCCCCCCCCAAGUGCCACGUCUCCAGACCUGGAUUCCUUUCAGCUGCGGCUAAUCUCCGAGCAAUCCCGGCUCUGGGCCUCUGGCAGGAAUCUUUAGGGGGGGGGGGACGGGACGCGAGAGAUUUUGCUGCGAGGCCUGGGUGCAUUUUUCUGCCUUUUCCUUGGAACUUUCCUGCGGGGAGAGAGGGGGGUGUGCGUGUCUCCCAACCCUCCAUUUUCAAAAUGUGGGGACCUGUGCAAAUAAUAAAAAUACCCCCCCCCAAAAAAAAAUUCCAGAUUAAUUCCUCAGUUCCUGCUUUCCAGAUCCUGAGCAAAGGAUCCCUUUUUCUCUCCACCCAGCCCUGGAAGAAUCUGGAGGGAUGCUUUGUUGGAGCUCCUUUUGGGGUGGGGCCCAAAAGAACUGGCCUGGGGGGCGCCCCCUGCAAAGGAUCCACUGUUGAUCCCUUGUUGAUCCACUGAUCGACCUUUAGGCUGCAUCUUAAUGUUUUAAUGUUGUAUUUUAAUCUUGUUUAUUAAGUUGUAUUUUAAUCAACUUGUUUUUAUUAUUGGUUGUUAGCCGUCUUGGCUGGGGAGGGCUGGGUAUAAAUAACAAUUUUUAUUAUUAUUAUUAUUUAGGAUCCACUGUUCUGCCUCUGGAGGAGAGGAUCAAAGGACUUUAAAAUCUCUUCUCCUCUCCCCCCCUUGAUGAAGGGGAUCUGUGCCCCCUUUGCUCAGUGCUGGGGGGGGGACGAGACCCCAAAAUAUCAUUGGAGCCCCAGCAUCUCCCCAUGAUGGGAAGAAGGGGUGCCCCACAGAACUCCUAACCCCCCCCCCAAAAGAAGGCCUUUGCUUCAAACUUCCCAAUUCCCCACCUUAGCGGAAGUGCAACUUGUGUGUGUGCAUGGGGGGGGGCGUUUCUGACUUCUUCCGCAGUUUCUCACUUUUCUCCAAAUUUGGCAAUUGAGCUUCAUCCCUCCUGAUUUUUGGGGGGGGUGUUAUUAUGUGAGUUUGGGGGGGCAGAGAUGGGGGCUGCCUUUUGCAAAAGUGGCCUAACCCCCCCUACCCAGAGAUCCCCCCUUAACCGACUGAAUCCUGGGGGGUCUGUUGGAGGGACCCCAUUUCUUCCCUCUGGGGGGAACUGGAAGGGUGCACCGCCCAAUCUUCCUCUGUUCCCUCCUGUCCCCCCCUCCUCUGUUCCUGGGAGGGGAGUGCGGUGCAAUGGGCGGGGGCGGCCAGGCCUGCCUCUCCCCCCCCCCCCCGCUGCCUCUUCCAUUCUUCCAUCCACUCAGGGAGGCUAUUCUGUGUGUUCCUGCAGUUAAUGUGCAACCUGGGAACCGGAGUCGCUGCCAGCCCAGCCCUGAACUGGCACGGUGCGGGGGGGGGAAUAAAAUAAAGCUUACUGUGUAUGCACUCAGCCCUCCUCCUGGGGAAUUAGGGGCAGAGGAGAGCGCAUUUUGGGAGGAGGGGUAAAGACCUGCAUCGCAGCGGGUUGGGCUGGAUGACCCCUGGGGGUCCCUUAUCCAACGGGACAAUUCUGAGCUGUGAACUUUUUGCUGUGUAUAGGAAGGUCUCCUCUCUCUGCCCCCCCCCCAAGCAGGGGCAUCAUUUAUUAGAGCGCAGCUGGGAGGGGUGGCAGUAAGCCCAGAGAAAGUAUUUGCAGGGCAGGGUCCACUUCAGACCCCCCCCCCAAAAAAACCUGAUGACCUACUUAUCUUGGGGGGCAGUAGGCUGCCUUGACGGAGAAAGUACCAGCAAAUUCUUCCGCCUCACAGCGGGUUGGGCUGGAUGACCUGGGGGGGUCCCAAAAUUCCAAAUGGAGACAUAGAUCUUUUGAGCAGCUAAAAAGGAGACGGGGAGUUCCUGCAGUUGUUCUCCCCCCCCCCAAAAAAAGACCCAGCCAUCCCUUGAGCUAUGGGGUGUGCUGACUACAUUCCCUUCCUUGUAGUGGGGGGGAUGGAACUGCACCCCUAGAUAAUGGGGGGCUUCCAGAGGCCAUGGCAGCAAGGGGGGGCCUUAGUCCUGGGUGGAGAACGACCUCCCCGUACGUUAGCACGCUUUGGGGGGGAGGAAAUUGACCCACAAACUGGACUUAGCCGUGUCCAAGUUGGGGGGGGGGAGAGCCUGGAAGAGACUUCCUCUUCUUGCCCCCCCCCAAGCAAAAAACCAACACCCCUGGAUUUCCCCUGUUUUCCUUUGGGUCUUAAUGGCCAGGCCAGGAGACAGAGGGCGGUUUGUUUGCAGGGGCAACAGGUGCUGGGGCUCCAUUCCAGCUUCCAAAGGGGCAGGAGAGAAGGGGCUUAAUUUGGGGGGGGGUUCCUUUUGUCCCUCUGCCCUCCAUCCAGACCCCCUUCGCCCCACAAGGAACAGUUGCUGCCUGCAGCUGCUUUUUGGGUGUCCUGAGACGCAAAUGUCAGCCCCAUGGCUUGCGCUGCCCCCUUGCCCCCCAAAAAAGAUCUGCCCCCCCUGCAUUAGAGGGGGUUGGGCUAGAUGACCCAAGGGGGUCCCUUCCGGCUCAGCUGCUCUAUGGCCCCCCUGAACCCCCAUCUUCAUUCUCUGGUUUGGCACUGAAAUCCAGUGGCUCCCAAACUUUUGGGGGGGGGCAGAAAACUCACACCCAGCACCCCUAUUUUUCACAAAAGCACUGCUCAGGUGAGAAGCUUGCAUUUCCCCCCAAAGGCAACAAUAUAAUUGCCCAAUUAAAUAAAAAGUAAGCUAUUUAGUUUAAUUGAAGAAUAAUAAUAGUUUUACUAUUUUUAAAUAUAUUUUUUUGAAGGUUACAUCCAGUUGUACAUUCUCUUGUUCUUUACAGUACAUCCGAAAUUAUACCAUGUAUAUAUAUGUCUUAAUUGUGAAUGUAUUUCUACCGUUGUGAUCUCACAACACAGCUUCUUCUAUUUUUUGUUACUUUUAAAUGGUGUUGUACAUAUUAUUCACUUAUUCCCCAUAAAUCUUUUCUUAACUUUUUGCAUUGACCGAAGUUUGUAAAUAAUUUUACUAUUUCUUCUCUCCCCCCCCCCCUUCCCAAAAAAAUCUGGCUGGCUUUCCCAGCCCACCAAACUGACAAACUUGAUCCAAACUUUGCUAGAAUCCUGGACUUGAAAGGGGACCCUGGGGGUCAUCCAUCCCUACCCGCCUGCGAGGCCGGAAUUGCAGCUCAAAAAUAACCCCCGAGAACCAUGGAAUCGUAGGGUUGGGGUUCCAGCGGUCAUCUAGCCCAACCCGCUGCGAGGCAGGAAUCUUUGGCUCGGUGUGGGUCUCGAACCCAGGACCGUGACGUUCUACUGACUGAGGCACAUCCAAUCUUAAUGCUAAAGUCAUUUGGGAACCUGUGGUUUAGUUUUGGGGGGCGUGACUCAGUACUGGGGGGCUUUGGGGUUCCUUGAGAUGCUCAGUGGGUCUUUUUGGGGGGGCAGUCAGGCUGUGGAUCCUCACUUUCCCCCCUCUUCUUUUUAUUUCGCGCCCCCCCCCCCCCCGGCAGCCGGCGGAAGUGAACAUCUUGGUGGGCAAGGACCGGAGCAACCUGUUUGUCAACGGCCUGACUCUGGGCGGCCAGAAGUGCUCUGUCAUCCGGGACAGCCUGCACACGGACGGCGAAUGCACCAUGGACCUCAGGACCAAAAGCACCGGCGGGGCCCCCACCUUCAACAUCACAGCCGCCAUGACGGCCAAGAGUGAGUUAACCGGGGGGGGGGGCACCCCUUCCUCUCCCCUCCCCAAAUCUCCUUGCAGCUAUCCAUCUCUUCCCCGCUUGCAGAAGGGACGACUUGCAUUCUUUCCCCCAACAGCUGUGGGGUUUUUUUGGGGGGGUGGUGUCCCUCUGCUUCAAAUGGGGGGGGUGGACAGCUGUUGCUAAUCCAGCCCCCGGCUGGGCAGAGAAGGCGGCCUCUGUCUUGCCGUGGCAGCUGCAAGGGGUCGUAAAUCUUGCUUAAUGGGAGCCGGGUUUUUAGCUGGAAGGGUGGAGGGAUGGGACCCCUGGGGGUCAUCCAGCCCAACCCGCUGCAAGGCAGUGGAGAAGAGUCUGGCACCUGAGGUUGGGGCGCAUUGUAGGGUAGGUAGGGACCCCCCGGGGUCAUCCAGCUCAACCCCCUGCCAAGGUAAUGGCUGUCGGGUCAGGGGGUUGGGAUGGAUGACCUCCAGAAGUCCCGCCCAAGUCAAAUUUGGCAUCCUUUGCGUGGCACGGCUUCUGGCUAGCGGGGUGUCGGCUGCUCAACUUGAAGGUGGCCCCCGGUUCUGGCUAGAGGAGCCCUGCCUUGGGUUCCCCCCCUCCAAAAAAAACCACCCUUCAGUUGGGACCUGGAGGUUCUAUUAUUAUAAUUUAAUUUAGUCCUUGUUGCCCCAGCCGCUCUGGGCAGCUUUGCGCAAAAUCUAAAAGCCUCGCUCUCCUCUGUGAAUUUUCCCUGCCUGAUCUGUCUGCACUUCCUGCCUCUUGUGGCAGGGAGUUCCGCAGUAGUUCACCUUUGGCCCGCAAUUGCAGAGGGGUUUUCCACUUUCCAAGGCUUCUCCCUAAAUUCCCCUGAUUUUGCAGGACCCAUAAAAAAGUCCACUGCUGUUUAUUACGUCUUUAUCUCUGUCGGAAGCUCCCCAGAAUGGCAUUAGUACCCUUACUGUGGUUGGACUACAACUUCCAUCGUCCCUGACUGCUGGUCCUGCUCGCUAGGGCUGAUAGGACUUGUAGUCCAACGCCAGCUGAGGGACCCCCAUGGAAAGCAGUGCAAAUUUGGUGCUUCUCAAGUUUGGUCCUCAGCUGCGGUUGGACUACAACUCCCAUCACCCCCGACCACCGAUCCUCCUUGCUGUGGACAAUGGGACUUGUGGUCCGACACCCGCAGGGAAACCCCACCAUUGACGGUGGCACCGAUUCGGCGCUUCUCGAUCUCUUCCCCCACUGUCUCUUAGACCACAUCUCCCAUCAUCCCUAGCAUGGGAGUUGUAGUCCUCGGAGAGGAUGAUGGGAAUUGUAGUCCGACCCCAGCUGGGAACACACCCCCCCCUACGGAAGGCAAAACCUUUUCAGCGCCCCUCAGCCUUGCUGCCGGGGGACUCCAUCUGCCACGACCACCGACUUGCCCAUCCCACUCGCUGUGGACGAUGGGUUUCGUAGUCCCUCUGCCCCAGCUGGAGAAAACUGCGACUUUGAGCUGGAGAAACGCAGCGCCUGGGUGCAAAUGGACCCUCCCUUCUCCUCCUCCUUGGGUGGUUGGUGCCUGGGGGGGUCUUAAUUUCCUUUUGCGCUGACCCCCCCCCCUCUCGUUUCUCCCCCCAGCGAUAGUCCUGGUGAUGGGCAAGGAAGGCGUCCACGGCGGCUGCGUGAACAAGAAGUGCUUUGAGAUGGCCAACCACUUGCGGAGGUCGCAAUAUUGAGGGCCCCCCCUUGCCCCCGCCUGCGGUACUACUGAGGGACCGGGGGGGACACACGAUGCCCACGGGGGCUGCCACCGCCCGGGACCCCCAGCCCAGCCCCGGCCUGACCAGCGUGGGACACCCACCCCCCCGGCGCCGGACCGCCACUCUCUUCCUCCUCUCCUCCCCCCACCCCACUUUUCCUGCUUUCUCAACAGUUGUUAUUUUUUUUUCUACCCCCCACCCCCCAAAAAAUCGCGCACCCCCCCCGUCUCUCCUCCUCUCCCCCCUUGGGGCCAUUUUUUUCUAUCACGAGAAAUCCUUAUCGCUGCCAAAUUUUCUGAUGGUUACAAGGUGUAGCUUUUUUUGGGGUUAAGAAAAAAGAAAACUAUAUUGGAACAAGACGAACGAAAUAAAAGAGAAAUUGAAUUCUGAA
Molecule: messenger RNA, 7767 nt
Organism: Podarcis lilfordi (Lilford's wall lizard)
Lineage: Eukaryota; Metazoa; Chordata; Lepidosauria; Squamata; Lacertidae
Source: the annotation of a GenBank genome assembly